Messenger RNA from Oppia nitens, 1327 nucleotides. It is a transcript of the gene PheRS-m, whose product is annotated as probable phenylalanine--tRNA ligase, mitochondrial. Gene Ontology annotation, cellular component: cytoplasm; mitochondrion. The transcript is spliced from 2 exons. The record is from RefSeq and is a predicted model, not a curated record. NCBI's taxonomy places the organism in Eukaryota, Metazoa, Arthropoda, Arachnida, Sarcoptiformes, Oppiidae. Gene Ontology annotation, molecular function: ATP binding; tRNA binding; phenylalanine-tRNA ligase activity. The coding region runs from base 32 to 1324 and encodes 430 amino acids. Gene Ontology annotation, biological process: phenylalanyl-tRNA aminoacylation.
CUAAUACAUUCACAAAGUGUUUGUAAACAAAAUGUGGACUAAAUUGAAGACAAAUAUAUUAUUUAAUAAAUUUAAAUAUGUUUUCAAAUCAGUCAGAAAAUGCAGAUUUAGUACAAAAACAAAAGAAAUUAGUUUUUUAUUCAAAGAGUCGGUCAAUAUAUUGGACAAGAAAUAUGUUGUCGACGAGUGGACAAACGUGACGCCGAAAGUGGUCUCAUUUGUCGGACGUAAUCUUUACCUCAAAAAUGGAAAUCCAUUGUAUUUUCUGUCUCAAGGAAUUAAAAACUUCUUCAAAGAUUACGAUCACUUUGUCUUCAAUGAUCCGGUGGUCGACUUGAAGGCCAACUUUGACUCAUUGCUUAUACCUGAAGAUCACGUUUCACGACAAAAGAGUGACACUUAUUAUGUGAACAAAGACUAUGUUCUUCGGUCGCAUACAAGCGCUCAUCAAAACCAUUGUCUCGAAACCAAAUCCAUGGCUUUCAUCUGCAUUGCAGAUGUUUAUAGAAGAGAUGAAAUCGACAGAAAACAUCAUUCAGUCUUUCAUCAGUGCGAAGGAUUCAAACUUUACGAUAAUAAGAGUCCUCAGCUGAUCCAAAGCGGUAUUUCUAAUAUAUUUGACAAUCAUUCGACAUUAAAAACGGACACAAAACAGGAAAAUCAUAGCCAAGAAGCAGUUCGUGCGAUUGAAUCAGAAAUGAAGACAACUAUUGAAUCAUUUAUUCGAUAUCUUAUGGCCGAAGACUUACCGAUGCGUUGGGUUUCCGCUUAUUUUCCAUUUACUCAUCCGAGUUGGGAACUGGAGAUAUAUUACAACAACGAGUGGAUCGAGAUAUUAGGUUCUGGUAUUGUUGAGCACAAACUAUUGUCAAACGCCGGUUAUACCGAUAAGAUAGGCUGGGCUUUUGGUAUUGGUUUGGAGAGACUGGCAAUGAUUCGCUACCAAAUACCUGAUAUAAGAAUCUUCUGGACCAAUGAUACAGGAUUUCUGUGUCAAUUUGAAAACAUAACCCAUUUGGACAAAAUUGUAUACAAACCUAUCUCAUCCCACCCACAAAUCUAUUUUGAUUUAUCAUUUUGGUUACCACAAGACAUAUUUUGGUGUCAUAAUGACUUUUACGAUGUUGUCCGCAAUAUUGGUGGUGAUCUCGUGGAACAGGUUAAGGUGAUCGACGAAUAUACAAAUAAAAAGGGAAACACUUCAAACACAUUUCGGAUUAUUUAUAGAAGUCAUGAAAGAAUGUUAACUAAAGAUGAAUGUAAUGUUUUACAUAAAAAGAUUGAACAAUACGUUACCGACAAUUGGAAAGUUAUCAUUAGAUAAAGU